UCUUGUUCUUUUUAAAGGGAGGGCAGCGAUGGGGUGUCACCCAGAAUCAUAGGUUGUGUCUGAAGAAACUGGGGUGCUCCCCCGGGGUGCUCACUCUAAUAGCGUCAUUCACAGCCCUAGCUUCAGUUUGACCCCGCUUUUUUGGGCACCUGGAUUCUGCCUCCCAGGUCCUCUCCUAGGUGUUGGGAAGAGUGAUGAGGGUGUGGAAGAGGGAUCUAAAGGAGGAUGAAACCAUUGCUACUGCUCAUGCUGAUCCCGUUUGCUGGAGCUGAAUCUUGUCCUCAGAUGCCCUGCAAGAAUGGCGGAACUUGUUUGAACCACUCCAACGGGACAUCUUCCUGCGUGUGCCUUCCUGGCUACGUAGGAGACACGUGCCAGUUUGCAGACCCCUGCGCCCCUGUGCUUUGCCAGAACGGGGGCACCUGCUACUCCAGGGCUCUUCUUCCUCCAGCCUCCCCUGAGUAUAUGUGUGUCUGCCCUCCUGGUUUCACUGGGGAGAAAUGCCAGGGCGUGGUUGGUGAUCCCUGCUUCCCGUCACCCUGCCAACAUGGAGGGACAUGCCAGCGGAUCUCCCGGAAGGAGCAUCAAUGCCAGUGUCUAUCAGGAUGGACAGGGAAGAACUGCCAGUUGAUGGAUUUCUGCCCUGCCAACCCUUGUGCCAACGGUGGGACGUGUGUCAUCACUUACCCUGUCAUUGUGUGCCAGUGCUGGCCAGGCUUUGAAGGGCACACCUGCCAACAUGACAUCAAUGAAUGCUUCACGUCCCCCAGCCCCUGCCUCAACGGUGGCAGCUGUAUCAACAGCAUCGGCUCCUUCCGCUGUUUGUGCCCAUCCAACUUCUCUGGUCCUCUCUGCCAGUACCGACGGGGGCCUUGCUCUUCAGAGAUCUGUCUCCAUGGGGGCACCUGCCAUCACAUCGAUGGAGGCUACCAUGGCUGCCUCUGCCUGCCAGGCUACACUGGUCAGUACUGCGAGGUGAAUCCAGACGACUGCGCAGGACAUCCGUGUCUCAACGGAGGCACCUGCCAGGAUGGUAUUGGGUCAUACACCUGCCAUUGCAUCCAAGGCUGGACAGGGCUUCUUUGCCACUUGCCUGAUGCCUGCCUCAGCAAUCCGUGCCAUCCUGAUGCCCACUGUGACACGGACCUCAAAACUGGUCAUGCCAUCUGCACAUGCCAGCUGGGUUAUGCUGGAGCUCGGUGCUACGAAGACAUUGACGAGUGCCGGAUGGGGAGCAACCCAUGCGAACACAGAGGAAGCUGCUACAAUACGCCCGGCUCGGUCACCUGCUCCUGCCUCAGGGGCUACACAGGCUCCAGGUGCGAAUCUAACCUCAAUGAGUGCCUCAGCCAGCCUUGUCAAAACGGGGCUUCCUGCUUGGACCUGCUGGACCGUUUCCAAUGCCUCUGCCCAUCCGGGUUCAGCGGGCUGUUCUGCGAAGUUGAAGAGUGUCUCCAAGGCCGUUGCCUCAAUGGGGGAACCUGUGUACUCCAGAGCUAUGGCUUCGCCUGCCUGUGUCCUCCUGGUUUCGAAGGACUUCAGUGCGAGAGAGAUGCUGAUUUCUGUCACGGUGACCCUUGCCAGCAUGGAACCUGUGUGAAUGUGCCCGGCUCCUUCACCUGCGUUUGUGCUCCGGGAUUCGCAGGACCCCUCUGCGAGGAAUUCAGUGACCCUUGUUGGGAGUUUCAGUGCCUUCAUGGAGGCAGUUGCCGUGGGACGGAAUCCGGGCCACUUUGUAUAUGUUCACCUGGAUGGACCGGCCAGAAGUGCGACACAGAGGUGGAUGCCUGCAGUUCCAGCCCAUGCCACCAGAGGGCUACUUGCUUGAGCCGCCAGGGAGCCUUCCAGUGCGUCUGUCCCAGCGGCUACGUAGGGACAGCGUGCGAUGCAGAGGUGGACGAAUGUGCUUCGAGGCCCUGUUUGAAUUCUGGAACUUGCCUGAACAGCCCUGGUAGCUUUCACUGCCUCUGCCCCAGAGGCUAUUCAGGACUCAAAUGUCAGGUGACCCUGGACCUUUGCUCGGACUAUCCCUGCAAGAAUGGAGGCCAAUGCAGAAUGAAGGAAUCUGCACCCCACUGUUUCUGCCCUCCAGGAUGGGGCGGCCCCCAAUGCCAACAGAGGGCCAAUCAGAACAGAGACAACUGCACGGACCGGACCGGAGACGCUGGUUGCCAGGUAAAACGCCUGAAUCCUAAGAUCAGUUCCACACAGGAACCGAACACCAAGGGAGAAGGGAUCCCCGUGGCUGGACGUGUUCGUGGAGACGCUGACAAGAUUUCCUGCCCACCGACACAAAAGUGCCUAAAUGGAGGAAGCUGUACCAAGACGACAGAAGGUUUUCAAUGCUUAUGUCCGCCAGGAAUAAAAGGACCCAAUUGUCACCUGGAUCCCUGCUCUCUAGCCAACCCCCCCUGCUACUAUGGUGGGACCUGCCUGGCUCAGGCUGAGGGGUUUUUGUGCAUCUGCCCCCCUGGAUAUGUGGGAGAGAGGUGUCAGGGGGUGGUGGAUGCCUGCUUCUCCCAGCCUUGCCACCGGCCUGGGUCCCAGAGCUGCCAAUCUGAUGAACAUGGUUUCCAUUGUCUCUGCAACCCUGGAUAUUCAGGACGUCUGUGUGAAUCUUUGAUUGACAGUUGCCAAUCAAAUCCUUGCCUUAAUGGUGGAAGCUGUAGCGUGCUGCCCGAGAACUCUCUUGAAUUCAUCUGCCAUUGUCCACAGGGUUACGAUGGAUCGACUUGUGAUCUGCCCGCACCACCUUGUGGGUCUUCCUACUGUCACAAUGGAGGAACUUGCAUUGCCCGCCCAUCUGGACCUCGAUGUCUCUGCAAGGAAGGCUUCUCUGGGCUGGACUGCCACCAGCCUCCAUGUUCCUCAGCCCCCUGCCCUACUGCCAAUGCCACCAUGCUCUCCAGGUGCCCGUCCUUGGCAGGUGAUGCCCACUGUGACCGGAUCUGCAGCUCUCCGGAGACCAGCUGGGAUGGGGGAGACUGUGCCCUGGGGUUGCUCGACCCUUGGAAGAACUGCCUGAAGCGAGACCUGUGCCAGCUGGUUUUCCGAGAUGGGCACUGCCAGCCCCCUUGUGACAACGAGGAGUGCCUGUACGAUGGAUUUGACUGCGCCCCACAGAAGGAGUGCAACCCUUCCUACGCGCGAGAUUGUUGGGACCGCUUCUCGGACGGACACUGCGACAGAGGCUGCCACUCGGCAUCCUGUGGUUGGGAUGGUGGGGACUGCGCCUCUUCUGUUCCACCGGCAGAGUCCGUGUUGGCACUGGUGGUCCUGCUUUCCCGGGAGAGCGUGCCGGAGCUCCUGCGUUCCCUGGUCGUUGCUACGCGGGCAGAGCUACGAAUUCAGCGGGACCGUCAGCAGCGGGAGCGGAUUUACCCUUACACAGGGAAGGAAGAGCUGGGGAGCCAGAGCAACUGGACAGGGCUUCAGACGAAAGAUUUAGCCGAGACCGUCGGGUAUACCGUCUUUCUGCUGGUGGAGGGGAGCUCAUGCCAAGGGCAGUGCCCCACCUCUGCCAUAUCUGCCCUGAACCUUUUGGGCUCCUUGAUGGCCAAAGGGAUUUUGUCAUCCCUGAUCCCGCACCAAGUGGUAGCAGCCUGGCUUGAAGCUGUCGAAAAUGAUCCGGAGGCUUCCAUCUCCCAUUUCUCCGGGCCCCUCAGUUAUUGCGUGGGUGUUGGGGCGCUCGUGCUAGCUCUGGCGAUCUUUAUCGGGGUGUGGAGGAUCCGUCGAGCUCAGCAUCGGGAGCAUGGAUCUCUUUGGCUCCCGCCAGGAUUUGCACCACGCCAAGGCAAGAAGCGUCGUCGCUGUCGGAGGGAUCCGGUGGGUGAAGAUGCGAUCAGACUGAAGCCAACGAAACUCAGUACCGAAUUUGCAGAAGAUCAUGACACCUUCUCCAACCCCCAUUUCGACGAGUCUUUGAACCCCAAAGAUGUAAAGGAGGAUCUUGAUUCCGUCCGUAUCUCAGAUCAAGGCCCAGUGAGACCGAAAACACAGACGCUGGGUAAUGUCUCGGUCCCAGACCUGAGGAAGGAUACCAGGCAAAAAGCAGGCAAAAAUCAAGAGCCAGUUUGUGGCCUGACUCCACCAAUGUCCUUGGCUUGUUCGGGGUUGAAGAUGGAGAGUUCUUGGACAGACAAGCAAAUGGAGAACUUGGGAGAGACGCCUCUUCACUUAGCAGCAAGAUACUCUCGCGCAGAUGCUGCCCGCAGACUCCUGACAGCUGGAGCUGAUGUUAACGCCCGGGACCAGUGGGGACGGACCCCCUUGCACAGUGCCAUAGCAGCUGAUGCUCUGGGGGUAUUCCAGAUCCUUCUCCGGCAGAGACAGACAGACCUGGAUGCUUCGGCAGAGGAUGGCACCACCCCUCUCAUUCUUGCCACACGGCUUGGGGUCGAAAACAUGGUGGAAGAGCUGGUGGCCAACCACGCCGACCUCCAUGCCAUAGAUAAGAGAGGGAAAAGUGCUCUCCACUGGGCUGCAGCAGUCAACAACCUCCGGGCCACCCUCAUUCUGCUCAGGAACGGAGCUGACAAGGACAUUCUAGACAAUCAGGCCCAGACCCCAUUGUUUCUGGCUGCCCGGGAAGGAAGCUAUCAAGUGGCAUCUCUUCUUCUGCAACAUGGUGCCAAGCAGAAUCUCCGGAACCAUAUGGGUCGUCUCCCCAAAGACGUGGCACUUGAGCGUCUGCACCACGAUAUCCUCUCUCUGCUGGACAGGCCCUGUCUUCCUUCUGGGACUGGCCAGCUUUCACCACACAGGCCUCGCCCACAGCCUUCAUCCAAAUUGCACAGAUGGCCAUACCCACCCAAGCCCUCCCAGCUCACUCCCGUUCCAGAGAACGAGGGACCUUUUAAGGAUGCUACCCCAUCAGAAGAAACCAUGGGGCAGACGGUGGAGUGAAUCCUCGCCCUCUGCAGGAGGACACUGUGGGUCAGCGAUGACAGCCUUGGCCAAGGACAUAGCUUUCCCCAGUGAGAUUUGCAGGGCAGGGACUUGGAUUGGUGGCAUAUCCAAGGGCAGUGUGGAGAAACGAAGGAAUUCUAGCAGUGACCUCAAAGAGCUCCAGAUGUUUCUGCUGUCACAGGUGGGGAUGUGUUGCAACGUGACUUGGAUCCUAAGGUCAUCUUACAAAAUCUGAAGCAUAUAGAGGGCAGCUCAUCCCACCUUGCUACAUCGUCCCCAGAAUAUACUCCAGAUGUGUUGGAUUUCAACUCUCGGAAUACGGGCUGGUGGUCCUGGCAGCAGGAUUUCAGCCCAUCUGGCAAGAAGGAGAAUGGAAAAGACCACUACAGGGCCACUGACUUUGAGAGGAAGUCUCUUCAAAUUCAUUGAGAUUUAGUAGGCUGUCUUCCCACAGCUGUCUUCAGAGUUGGUCUCCUUGCAAGAAGGGAUUGAAUAAUCUGGCAAUUUAGGCUGCUGAGAAUUCUAGAAGUUGAAGUCCAACAUAAAUGGAGGUUCUUCAGCUGGAAAAAGGCGAGGUAGAAUGGAAGUGGAUAAUCUCAAGCUGGAAGUUUUAAUCAAACCUUCCACCCCAUUUUUCCUGAUUUGUUAAUUCCACCGUGCAAGUCAGCUCACCUUCCACUGAGAACGCGUCAGGGGAACUUGUCUAAAGAAUGGAAUAUUGUUACCAACUAUACUCAUUGUGCAAAAGCCAAGAAACCUGAAGUAAAGUUAAAAUUCCCCCCCCCCCCCAAACUGAAUUCGGUUCCUGGCAAUUUCAUUUGUGUACAAGAUUCCUCAGGUGGAAGUUUUCACCUUAGGUGGGAGUUCACCUCUGUUUUCACAAUAACUAUUCUUCUUGUGCCAUAUCCGUUAUCAGAUGUUGGAGAUCAUGUUGGCGAUUCUGUUUAACAACUAUACCAGCGGUGGCGAACCUAUGGCACGGGUGCCAGAGGCGGCACUCGGAGCCCUCUCUGUGGGCAUGCGCACCGUCGUCCCAGUCCUAGGCCUU
Molecule: messenger RNA, 5956 nt
Organism: Crotalus tigris (Tiger rattlesnake)
Lineage: Eukaryota; Metazoa; Chordata; Lepidosauria; Squamata; Viperidae
Gene: NOTCH4
Product: notch receptor 4
Exons: 26
Coding region: 226-4905 (1559 amino acids)
Biological process (GO): cell differentiation; establishment or maintenance of epithelial cell apical/basal polarity; heterophilic cell-cell adhesion
Cellular component (GO): protein-containing complex; plasma membrane
Molecular function (GO): calcium ion binding; protein binding
Source: RefSeq, a predicted model, not a curated record